CUAGCUACCACCUAUUACUUCCAACGAAAUAGUAGUGUUUUGUUUUUUGAACUUUUGAAAUAGUAGUGUUUUAAUACAAAAUUAUCUUAAUCAUCAAAUGUGAGACUCUUUUCUUGUUAUGACUUCUAAAUAUUUUUUAAUCUACGUGCUGUGUGUUUCAAUUAAUUUAUUAUGUAAAUAGGAUAUGCAUGUGAAGAAUCUCUAUCAUGAGUACUAAAUUAGCGUCGUCUCUUUGCAUAACUACGCCUUGUUAACGUUUUCACAUGCGUUUGAACUUUGAUUGUACAUAACUCACAGUAAAUGUUUUUUUUUUACAAAUAACAUUUUGGAAAAAAACAAAUGUUGAAAAUUCGUGUUAUCUUUAACCGCGAACUUGAACUACAUGCAUUUGAAACAACAACACAAUUAAAUAGUUUCUUCGGUACUAUGAUAUUCUCUUUUUCGGGGAAAGAGUUUAUUUCUUCGAUAUAUCCACCUUGAUUCUAUUUAUUUAGUUGCUUUGCCUUAUUAUGGGACAGCCAAAAAUCAUGUCUUUAUUUUGUUUUAGAAAAAUCUUUAAAACAUCACAACUAGGUUUUUGACGACUAAGUAUUUUUUAACAAGUAUAAGCCAUUUCUCAAAAAAAAAGAAAAAAGUAUUUCUUAACAUACACUCAUUCACAUCCGGAAAAUCAAUUUGCUUUUUUCGAUCAAUAUCAGUAUUCCCUCUAUUCCUAAAUAUAAGAUUUUUUAGGUAAAACACACUUAUUAAGAAAGUUAUUUUUUAUCUAAAAAGUAUCAUUAAAAUUUUAAAUUAAAAAAUAUUCAAACAAUUACAAAAUGAAACUAUUAAAUUUGAUUGGUUACACAGUUUUUGAUAAACUUACAGCUACCUAAAAAUAUGAGAACAUCUUACAUAUUGAAACAUAAAAACUAUUCUAAAGAUCCUAUAUUUAUGAACAGAUGGAGUAUAUUGUUAAUAAUUAUGAACCAAAAUCUUCUUAUUUACUUUACAUACAUAAAAUUUAAACAUCAAGAUAUAGAACACGUGAAGCUAUAAGUUUUUUUUUCUUACAAAACGUCCAUGAAUUGACGAGAUAGUUCUAAAACACUAGCUACUAGUAUUAUUUUAUUUGAUGAAUAUUCAAGUAAAAUAAAGCGUACCCAUUUCACAAUUCACACUACAUAGUGACUUACAUGCAUUGAUCCUCUACCAAAAAGAAACCCUUUUUCUUUAGUUUUCCAAAUACCAAUCUCUUCUUUUUCUCAACUUUUUCUUUCUUGGCUUUUUUCUUCCCUGAUAGAAACUUUCUUCAGUCAAAAAUUAAGAGCUUUAAAUUAAAACUUCCACUAAGGUUUAUACGUAUACAUACUCCUCAUAUAUAUAUAGAUUCACACACGUUGUUUUCUCUUCUCCCUUAACUGUCUUAAAAAUGGUAUCAAAAGGAAAGAAACCAAUAAGAGGAACACCUACAAGAAGAAUAAAAAGAAUCAAGAACCCAUCUUCUCCAUGUAGUAUCAACAGUGAAGUCACUUCAACGUCAUCAUCUACUUCAAUAUCCUCAACCGCUACGUCAACGUCGCCCAGUGGAUGUUGUACUCCGAUAUCUAAGAAGUCACGAAUACCGGAGAUGCUGACGUGUCCGCCAGCUCCGAAGAAGCAAAGGGUGGCGCAAAACUUUGCUUCGAGGAGGAGACAAAUCUCUUUCUUUGCUCCUCCAGAUGUAGAGCUCUUCUUUGUUUUUGCACUUGGUCAUAAUCAUGGUCAAGAAAACGAUAAAUAAGUUAAGUUUUAAUUAGGGUUCUGUGGUCAUAAUCAUGGUAUAAUCAAUCUCAAGCUUCUAGUUGGAUUUAAAUACAAUAACUGAAGGUAUCAGGCUGGAAGGUAUAUUAAGAGAGUUUACUAGCUUAGUGUGAUGUUUUGGCUUCUUUUUUCUUCUAUCUUUCUUUUUCCCCUCUUUGGUUCUUUUUUUUGGUUGGGUGAUUUUGAAUUUGUGGUAAGGUAUAAUUCAUCAAAUACCCUAUCUCUUUUUUAAUUAGUUAUAUUGUAACUUUUGUUUAUGGGUUCUGUAAUUGAAUGAUGCUUGCUAACAUUUCGGGCUUGAUAGCUUUGCAUUUUGCUUGUAUUUUGGUUUAAUCUAGUUACUAGUUGGGCAUACUUUAUUUGUUUUGCUCAUAAGAAAAUACUUCUUAAAUAUAUUUUAUUUUAUAAUGUGUACAUGAAAAUUCAUAUGAUGAAGUGACAACACAUUUAUCAGAUUGAUAGCUUAAAUUCAAAACUUCUGAUCCGAGUUUAUUUUGUGUUAAA
Molecule: messenger RNA, 2286 nt
Organism: Brassica napus (rape)
Lineage: Eukaryota; Viridiplantae; Streptophyta; Magnoliopsida; Brassicales; Brassicaceae
Product: cyclin-dependent protein kinase inhibitor SMR9-like
Exons: 1
Coding region: 1412-1762 (116 amino acids)
Biological process (GO): regulation of DNA endoreduplication
Source: RefSeq, a predicted model, not a curated record